Molecule: messenger RNA, 537 nt
Organism: Nerophis lumbriciformis (worm pipefish)
Lineage: Eukaryota; Metazoa; Chordata; Actinopteri; Syngnathiformes; Syngnathidae
Source: RefSeq, a predicted model, not a curated record
AUGGCGUGUGGAGCUACUUUGAAAAGGACUCUGGAUUUUGAUCCAUUAAUGACCCAAGCUUCUCCCAAGAGGAGGAGGUGCACCCCGAUCCGGUCUCCCGUCACUUCACCGCAGAAGUACCUCCGUCUGGAGCCUUCCCCGUUCGGACAAGUGUCGUCCAGACUCACCACAGAACAAAUCCUUCAAAACAUCAAGCAGGAGUACAAGCGGCUGAAACGACGAAACUUGGACAGUACUUUCCAGCAAGUAGAUAGCUUCUCUCCUCUGGACAUGCACAACAUCCCUAGUGGAUCCUCUAGUUCAGGUUCAUGCUCAGGCUCUUCAUCUCCCACUAGAAAAGAGCAGCCCCUAUUUUCCCUUCGACAGGUGGGGAUGAUCUGUGAAAGACUACUUAAGGACAACGAGGACAAAAUCCGGGAGGAGUACGACGAGAUCCUGACCAAAAAAUUAGCAGAGCAAUACGAUGCCUUUGUAAAGUUCACACAUGAUCAGCUGAUGCGGAGGUUUGGAGAGCAGCCUGCUAGCUAUGUUUCUUGA